Molecule: messenger RNA, 938 nt
Organism: Daktulosphaira vitifoliae (grape phylloxera)
Lineage: Eukaryota; Metazoa; Arthropoda; Insecta; Hemiptera; Phylloxeridae
Product: putative neural-cadherin 2
Exons: 4
Coding region: 349-927 (192 amino acids)
Biological process (GO): homophilic cell-cell adhesion
Cellular component (GO): catenin complex; membrane
Molecular function (GO): calcium ion binding; cadherin binding
Source: RefSeq, a predicted model, not a curated record
ACGAAUUACUCUUAUAAUUAGGUUACAGCUACUGAUGGUGAUAAGGAUCGUCCACAAAACAUUGUAUAUUUUCUCACCGGUCAGGGAAUAGAUCCCGAUAAUCCAGCCAAUAGUAAAUUUGAUAUAAACCGCACAUCCGGUGAAAUAUUUGUGCUCAAACCCUUAGAUAGAGACCAACCAAAUGGUAGACCUCAAUGGAGAUUUACUGUUUUUGCUCAAGAUGAAGGCGGCGAAGGCUUAGUAGGAUAUGCGGACGUGCAAGUGAAUUUAAAGGAUAUCAACGAUAACGCUCCAUUGUUCCCACAGGGUGUUUACUGGGGCAAUGUGACUGAGAAUGGAACGGCUGGAAUGGUGGUAAUGACUAUGACGGCUGUGGAUUACGACGAUCCAGCUGAAGGUACUAAUGCCAAACUAAUAUACUCGAUAGAGAAAAAUGUUAUUGAAGAAGAAACUGGCACACCAAUAUUUGAAAUUGAAUCCGAUACGGGUGUGAUCAAGACAGCUGUGUGUUGUUUGGACAGAGAGCGAACACCGGAUUAUUCUAUUCAAGUUGUAGCUAUGGAUGGCGGAGGGCUAAAAGGUACAGGUACAGCAUCAAUACGAGUGAAGGAUAUCAACGAUAUGCCACCACAAUUCACCAAAGAAGAAUGGUUGACAGAAGUUGAUGAAACUGACGGUGCAAAUCUACCAGAAACUCCUAUUUUGACUGUAACGGUCCACGACGAAGACGAGACAAAUAAGUUCCAAUAUAAGGUAAUUGAAAAUAGCGGUUAUGGUGCUGAUAAAUUCACUAUGGUUCGCAACAACGAUGGUACAGGCUCACUGAAAAUCGUCCAGCCGUUGGACUACGAAGAUCUGUUACAAAGUAACGGAUUCCGUUUUCGUAUACAAGUUAAUGAUAAGGUAAUUUUCUAUUUAAUAUAUUGAACAAUUCUUGA